This is a messenger RNA of Didymosphaeria variabile, 633 nucleotides long. It is a transcript of the gene EGD2, whose product is annotated as GAL4 enhancer protein. Lineage: Eukaryota; Fungi; Ascomycota; Dothideomycetes; Pleosporales; Didymosphaeriaceae. The coding region runs from base 1 to 633 and encodes 210 amino acids. The transcript has 3 exons. The record is from RefSeq and is a predicted model, not a curated record. Gene Ontology annotation, cellular component: cytoplasm; nascent polypeptide-associated complex. Gene Ontology annotation, biological process: protein targeting to membrane.
AUGGCCAACCCACGCAUUGAGGAACUCCCGGACGAGCCCGAGAAGAAGAACGUCGAGGUCGAAGAUGCAGAGUCUGACUCUGACUCCGAGGGCGAGGCCGAGGCCGAGACUGGCGUCCCUGCAGGCGCCUCGGUCACUGUGCACUCGCGCAACGAGAAGAAGGCACGCAAGGCCAUUGGCAAGCUCGGCCUGAAGCACAUCGAGGGCAUCACCCGUGUCACUCUCCGCCGGCCCAAGGGAAUCCUCUUCGUUAUCAACCAGCCCGAUGUUUACAAGUCGCCCUCCAGCAACACCUACAUCAUCUUCGGUGAGGCUAAGAUCGAGGACUUGAACUCUACCGCCCAGGCCAACGCUGCCCAGCAGCUUGCUGCUCAGGAGGCCGCCAGCCACGACCACUCCGGCCAUGACCACGAGGGCCACGACCACGGCAAGGGCAAGGCUCCCGAGGACGCCAAGGAAGACGAGGAGGAGGACGACGACGACGAUGACGAGGAGGUUGACGACUCUGGUCUUGAGGCUAAGGACAUUGAGCUCGUCAUGCAGCAGGCGUCCGUGUCAAGGAAGAAGGCCGUCAAAGCACUCAAAGAGAACGACAAUGAUAUUGUCAAUUCCAUCAUGGCGCUCAGCAUAUAG